CGUCCGUGCACGCUUCUGGAAUCGCUGGCAGCGCGAUCGUGCUCGAAUUAACAGCCUUUUCGUUGUCGUGACACGUUGUUGUAGUGGUUGAAAGUUCGCUUGGCGCGCGCUGCUAGGCUUUUUCGCGCUCGCGUAGCAGUACCUGUUGCGUCGCCUUUUGCGAAGCGAUAUCGGAGCACGUGCUGCCGUACGAGCUUCGCAUUUUAUUGCGAUCAGUGCCAGAUAUUUCGUUGUUGCGAGCCGUCCGCGUUGCGGGUGGUGUGCCCUGGAGGCCGCGCCGAAAGCGGUGUCAAAAGUUACUUGCGGGGCAUAACCCCGCCGCAACCGAGUUCGUCGAAACGAGCGAGCGGGCGGGCGGGCGGGCAAGCGUGCGUGAUCGCUUUUUACUUUGAUUUGUUGAUCCUUACUAUUUGAAACACGUACGACGACGCGCCGCUGGUUUCGCACGCUCCCGGUCUCCCUGACCUAUUUGGAUUUGGCAACUUUGGUGCAUAAGGUUUUGAAGAAGAGUGUGUUGUCGCCGACUGCGACGGAGCUGCGGAGAUAAAAAUAAAAAAAAGUGCGAAAUAAAAGCGACACGACUUGUGCAAUUACGCGAAAAGCCGGCGGCGGUGCCACAAGUGCGUAGUACACGAGUACGCGUUCGUCGCGAACCUGAACCUAGGUGACCCGUGCCGUUCGACGCGUCGUACGCGACCUCGGCGCAUCUCUUUUUUGCUGGCGUUACGUUGAGACGGCUGCUCUCAGCAAGCUGCGGCUGGUAACUAACCACCCUGUCGUCAGCCCCAGACCAUGAAUGAUCCGGAACACAGCCAAGGGUCCGGACGGUUGGGACAAGCCACCGGCAGCGGCCAAGCCUGCAGGUGGCCCAGAGCCACCACAAGGCAUGGCUGCGGUGGCGACACCUAGGGGACGACCUAGCAACGAGGAGCUGCUGCGCAAGCCGCCCCAGGAGAUCCUCCGCUGGCUGCAGAAGGUCGAAGCGGAGAACCUCAAGCUCAUGUACGACCAUGGUGCGAUGAUGCAGGAUGUCAACCGCCGCAUGCAGGUGCACCUGAUGGAGAUCCGGCAGUUGCGCGAGGUGAACGAGCGGCUGCAGCGCGACAGCCAGGAACUGCGCGAUCUCUGCUGUUUUCUGGAUGACGACCGGCAGAAGGGGCGCAAGCUGGCCCGCGAAUGGCAGCGCUUCGGUCGCUACACGGCGUCCGUCAUGCGCCAGGAGGUGGCCGCCUACCAGGGCAAGCUGCGGGGCCUUGACGCGCGACAGCAGGACCUCAUCCGCGACAACAUCCAGUUGAAGGAACUCUGCCUCUAUCUGGAUCAAGAGCGGUCGCAGACGCUCUGCACAAACUGCGGAGGCGUUCUGCCCGAGGGUCGACGUGACGAUGGCGACGGCAGCUCGUCCUCGACCAUCACCACUCAGGAUGAGCUUCCUUCCCCUUUGCCUUCUUCCCCACCUCCACGACCCUCACCUUCGCUGCCUCCCGUGCCUUCCAGUGGCAUACCCAAUGGCACGGCGAACGGCCACGUGCGACCGCCCUCCGUUGUCCCAAACGGAAGUCGGCUGCCCAGCCGGAGCCAGCCGCCCAUGAGAACGCCUGCCAUCAAGGAGGCGAUCCAUCGGCAUAGAACCGUCAUCAAUGAGCAAGUCUUGCGGUAUAUCCGGAAUUUGGAGAAACGCAUCGAGAUUCUGGAAGCUGAGAAGGGAAUCGUCAAAAACAUUCCUCAUGAGGAAGUUCUGCAUAAGCCACCGCAGCAGCCACAGGGAGGGCUCGAUAAAAAGUACCAAAGUGGAAUUCCACGUGCUCCUCAAUAUCGGAAACCUGAAGACACUGGUCACAUUCUGCCGCCACCCGUGUCACACGGCACCGGCAAAAAUACCUCAGAUAACACGGAACCAUAUGUGGGUGUGGCAAGGCCGGAGGCAGUGGUACAUGCCAUGAAGGUCCUUGAGGUUCACGAGCAACUCGACAAGGCUUUGGACAGUGAGCUGGAGUAUGAAGAACUUGCUGAAGGAGAGAAGGCACUUGUGCGCGAAAUGUGCAAUGUUGUCUGGCGGAAACUUGAAGAUGGGCCAGUAUGAUGCAACUGCAACAGUGUUGUCAAGGCAUGCUGAACUUCUUGCCGUGCAUCCGAUUUCGGCGAGUCUUUGAUUGCUGUGGUUUGGGCUGGAAUGUCGGGCCAGUGCCAUGUGUGGCCGUGCUGGUUCCUGUCACUGCAAUGUGCUACAGUGUCCUUAUUGUUGAGCAUCCAUGAACUUCCAUUGUGAAAGUUUUUGUUUGAAAACUUAGCAGGUUUGUCGUAAGAACGUUUGUUCUUUGAUGGGAAUGCACAUGUCCAAUUGCCGAUAUCGUGUGGCUUCUAUGCACAUUUAGAAGAACUUUUUGCUGGGCGAGUUGGUGCAUGGCUGUUUUAGGAAGAGUUGCGCCUAAGAACGAACGAACACAAAAAAAGACGAGGUAGAUACAUGUGCAUUAUGUUUUAAUUAUGGCCAUUGACAGUCUUCAACAAAACUGCCGCCAGGAGCGUCCUUCCAAUUUGCUGGACUGCCACCUCCAUCAUCCAUUGGCCCGUGAAGUGCAUAUCGCUGUCAUCUAUUCGAUGACGUGCCAUCUACAACUGUUAGCACAGCGCACAUAUUUGGAGCUCUGAAAUUGGUUUUGCUGCAAGAAGACACUACAAUGGGCUGACACACAAAGUGGUCGCCCACCUCCUUUGUGUUUGGAAACUCACAUUUUAUGAGUUCCUAAAAUGCGUUGAACAUAUUAGACCGUAAUGUAUUUUGGAAACGCAUUUCCAGAGUUUCCAAAACAUACAUGGCAUGGGUUUUAGAAACACUUUGAACAUAUUUUCAAUUGCACUUUCUGCAAUGUCUCCCCAAUGCAUUUUCUAUGUGUUUCCAAAACAUGCAGUGAAAUGUAUCCAAAACGUGUUCUAAGCACAGUGAACCUGUGUUUCUGAACACAUCUUCCUCUAGAUCAGCGAAGUGGAAAACACAUUUCCUCUGCGGAAUUCGAGAGUUGGUUCUGCACGUUUCACCACCCUAACACAGAGCACAUGAAACCUCCCUAAUUAACGUGUUCCUCAUCCUUGUUCAAGUUCUUCAGUUCAGGAACUACUUCAUCAUCAUUGCAACCCUCCCCUUCCAGCCACCAACUUCGGUCUUUCAGUCUUGCAUUGUACAUUCUGUUUCAAGCAUAGCAGGCAACUUUAUGAAGUUUAAGAAGGAGUUCUGUCACCGCAUGCAUUCGUGACCUAAACUACUGUGUCUUACAUGAAUCAAUGCACGAAUUAUAUGAAUGAACGGUGUAUGUACAUGCGAUGUGAUUCUGUGUUAUAUUGUCUCAUACACUUGGGCUGCAAUUCUAAUGUAAGCUGAGGUUUUUUUUCCCAGAGUCACUAGCCUCCAAGUCCACCCCCUGCCUUAAAUGCAAGGCUGAUAGAUUCAGUUACAUCCAAAUUUUAGAUUGCAAUGCAAAUCAUAUCGCUAAACCUUGGCAAGUGAGACAGUACCAUAUUAUUGCACACUUAAACCUGCACCGGUUAUUGUAAUUACUCGGUAUUUCGAGCAAAUCCCACCGAGUCUAAAUAAUGCGUAGGCUACUCUAUCGCCUUAUUGUAUUAGUGUGCAUACUGAUGUUUUUUGUCAGCUGCACCUUUGCCUUAUAAUCUUGUAACGCCUUAUAAAUCAAAUCAAUACAAUAUGUAACGAUUAUUACGUGGUAGGAAUUCCCAAUUUGAAACUAUUUGCCAACAGCCCAGAGAAGCGGCGUGUUUCUAUGACCAUUGACCAUGGCGCACCACUUGUGCCCAGUAGGUAGUCCUGGAAGCACAAUGGCACACAAAUUAUGUACGAUCUGACAUGAUCCCAUGUGCACACAUUGCAGUAGUAACAUAUGAAGCGGUUAUUCUGAAGAAAGCACCGCAGAUCGAAAAUCAGUGCACUGCGUAAUGCACGGAGUCAGAUUUCUGUGACUGCACUAUUUGGAGAAUUAUCGUGGCUUGCCUGCUAAGCAGGAAAGGAGUACUACUGUUCUCUCAUUCAUUCUGCGCUCUUAAGUUUCAUUCAUGCAUUCCCCCUUGGCCACUAUUUUCAUAACUUUGGCCAUCUUUCCGUCCUUCUCAUCACAAAUGCUUGCGAUUAGUAUAAUUCUGCGCAAGCAAAACCGCAACAGUCAUGACCAUCAAAAAUGACGGUGGCGAGCAUUCAUAGAUAUAUCCUUCGUUGAACUUAUUCAUCAUCUAUUGUGCCGUCUUUCCUUUUGCUCUUUGUUAUGUUUACCUAAGAUAUUGAUUCUUGUGAGCUCAGGCACAACUGAUCCUCUUAUCGGCAUACAAGUAUUGUUACGUCAUGCUCUCUUUUUAAAAGAGUGCUGCUUGAAGCAGUAGCUGGAAGAAUCAAAACACAAGCAAUCUCUGCAUAUAUUUUUCUCCUAUUUACACCUCUGCACUUUGUUAUUCUUCACCGCAUCUUCUCGCGUUUUGAAAACAUGUUAUGAAAAACAUUAGCCACUACGUCAGGAUGUUUUCUCACAAGGACUGAAGUGCAUUUCGUUCUACUCGUAUGAUAGCGCAGUAGCGUUCCAGCUUUUGCUUGAAGUUCUUUAGGAUUAUUUCCGAGAUGUCCUGUAGGACUGCGCCAUCACAUCGCUUUUAAUAGUAUUAUAUUUUUGAAUGCUAUUUCUGUUUGAUUCAUCUUUUGUAUGGAAACAGUUGUAGAAAACUAUCAGUCUAUUUCAAUAGGGUGAAACCCAGUUACAAUGAACUCAAGCACAGUGAGGUGUGUCAUACAUUGAACAACCUGAACAUUCUUAGGUUUUAAGUACCAAAUUCAUUGCUUAUAUUCAAACUGUGUGUUGUAUGUAUCAACCUCUUUUGAUGACUCACUGUUAGCACCAGAAAAGAUCUUGCUUGCCUACUGUUGGUAUUGUAGUAGUUGUAUUUUGAGCAUGGUCUUCACCGACGAUACAUAAAGCGGGGGAACACUGUGAAGACACCCGUGUGCUUAGAUUUACGUGCACAUUAAGGAACCUCAAGUAGCCAGAAAUAACCUGUAGCCCUCCAAUUGCUAUUUGUAUGAUAGUACAGUUAUUUUCACAUGUAGCCCAAUUCUCCUUCCAAAUUUAUUUCACCCAUUUAUGACGUGCGAUAACUUCGCACACUGGUGAGCUGUUGUCACUGCAGGCUAAAAAAUGGCUACCGGCAUCUUAAAUCAUGUGAAAUUUCAAUUUUAUUCAGUCAUAGAGCCUGUGUGCAAGAACAUUGUUCCCACUUAUGAUCCUUACGUAAAGCUGUUCCUCUGAAUUGCUGAAUUGUAUUCAUGCAUGGUGCAUCUUAUUCCUGCAUUUAAGGGAGGCCUAGUUUCUCUUUUUUAAUUUUUCCAUUUGAUUUCAUUCCAUUUUCAAUUCCAUUCCAUGUAAUGUUUCUGUCAUAUUUGUUUUAUUAAUGUUUACAAUGAAUUUAUGAUCAGUGAUCAAAAAUCUAAAUGUACUCUGUUCAGAAUAUGUUCAAGACACUGGACAAAUUGAACAAAUUUUUAUAUUUGACCACUUCUUCGUUGUCCGGGGGUUUGGCCAUAUUCUCUAUGAAACAUACCAAUCAAAUUCUAUGGAUGACUGGCAUAAAAAUGCAACAACAUUGACCCAAAUCAUGUAGGCCUAUUCAUGGAAAUUUGAGGCUGUAGCAUCAUUCCAUGUGAAAAGUAUUAUACACAACAUUUCUGGGCACAUCAGCUUUCCAUGAAUCACGUUUUUUUUUAAAUGUAAGUGGGUUUGGCUUCGUUACCUAUGAUGUGUACAAAAUUAAUCUUUUUUACAAGUGUAAAUGGCAUGAAAAUGCAAUAACAUUUGCCCAAAGCAUGUAAGCACAUCACUAGAACUUAAGCUGCAUAGCAGCAUCUGAUUGUAAAAGUAUUAUACAUAAUGAACUUUUCCCUUUUAUGUUUGUUACCACCUGUAAAAAAGAAAGAUCUCUCGUGAUUUGAUGUGAUGAACUCGUUAUAUUUUGCUAUCAAACCUGACCAGACACACCAUCGCUGACCAAAGUUUGAGCAUGGCAAUUUUAUGUUUUUUGUGCAUUGUUUUUUAUUAUUCCUCUGAGACAGCCACAAAGGUUCUAGGGAUUUUAUCGCCCAAUUUGUUUUCUGUCAGUUGCCGAAAAGUGCCUUGCCUUUCUAGGCGUUUUGUGCCCAACUUGAAUCCAGUGUAAAUAUAUAGGUUGUGAACUCCUCUAUAGGCAAAUGUUUGGAAGGUAGCGGAAAGAAAACAACCAGGGUAUUUGUAGCUGUUCUGUCAAGGAGGUGUGUUGUCUCAUAGCGGCGACUGAUCGUGUUUGUUUGUUUUUUAACCAGAAGAGGGCGUUGAGAUGCUCGCGAGUGCCAUUAGAAGAAAGACAAAGCCUGCACGAUUCUCAGCUGGAAAUGCAUCGUCUCGGCCCUGUGUUGUCAAGCACAGUGUCUUUUUCGAGCCGACGCCGAAUGCAUUCCAUCUUGUAGCAACUAGAGAAGGUGACCUAGACUUCUUUUUUUACACAUUGCAGCAGUUGACGGGUGUUUUGUUAGACACAUCUGCUCACGCAAAUGUGCUGAUGAGGCUGAUGAAAGUAGGAUAAUUUGGUACUAGGUGAGGGGUAGGCAACAGCUUCUCUCUAAGAAGAGUAUACUGUUCUUCAUUGAGAACCAAGGAAGCGCGACAUUGAGGCCACUUUGUGUCGAUAAACUCGGAACAAGAAGAUGAGCAAGUGUAUGUCUUUACAGUUGUCUAAAUGCUUUGUGUAGACAACUAUGAAGUUGACGGGCUGUUGCAGAUUGUGACAAAUUCAGUGAACUACUGUUCAUCGACUACAAAGUGUGCAUUGUCGGCUUACCGGUUAGUGCCGACCUGCAACUUAAAGCUGCAGAAAUUAGGGUAAAACAAUGCUCUGUCAAAGCUUAGAGAACAAAUGGUUAGGGGCAGUGGUGUAGGCUGGCAUAUGUAAUACUGGCGUCACGCAUACACUUCCAAUCACGAUCGGGACUCAUCCGGAUCGCAUUUUUUUAUCGCUGCUACACGGUCCGACGAUCCAGAUCAAAUUGAUGUCAUCAUCUGAUCGUUGGCGACUCGCAGAACUGCAUAAUGCUUUGGCUAAAAACUUAGAUUUGCAAAAUAUGGUUAAACUUUGGUAAUAUUUCAAUUUUACAGCUUACUGUUGCUGAUAAGUUUUUAAAUGUUCUUUUUUUUUUUAAUUAUUGAGCUGCCUUCACUUGUUCUUAGCGUUUUCAGAAUACUGUGCUAGAGGGUGCAGGCAUCAGCCUGCAAUCAUGACCGUCCAGAUCCCGCAGGAUCGCGAUUGCAAAUUACCGUGUAGUAACACGAUCCAGGUCCAGCUUAAUGUGCAUCAACCCCAAUCGCAAUAAGUGUACAUGUGACACCGGCAUAAUGUAAGAGGCAACAAAGAAUUGGGGGUAGGCUUCUACUCAACCCCGUCAUCUGCUGCACUGUUUGUGUAUGUACGGUCCAAGAGAACUAAAAUAUUGCCGUUUCUUUUUCAUUUCUGUGGAGUUUAGUAGUAGAUUGAAGGGAUUCUGGAGGACCUUUCUUAGCAUCGUGGCCAUAAGUGCUGCCUGAUACCGUUUGAAGUGGCCUCAAACCAUUCAAAUAACUGGUGAAUACUGCAAUUUCUGGACAAAUGUCUCAUUUCCCUUCAUGGCACACUAUUUCAAGAACACAACAGUGCUUACGAGUGCUAAAUACAUGUUUGUACUGCUGUAUCACCGAGAAUUGUAAAAAAGUUGUAUUGGUAACAGCGGCGUUGUGGCAACAAACUCCUCUGUGCAGUAUUUUGCACUGAAGUUUGAUACCAGCUUAUUACGGUGCCCGAAGCGGCGAUAGUCUGAGACAGAAGUCUAGUGUCUGCAUGUUGUAGUAGGCUUUGCAAGAGGAAGGUUUUCUGGAAACGGACCCUUUUGAAAACUGUUAAGUUGCCUUUCUAGCACGCUAGAGAGAUGUUAAGUAUAAAGUUAUAUCAAUGUGCAUGCAAAGUGACCUCGAGAGCAUCCUCAAAGAAACGAUGACACCUCACACUUCGCCAUCAUAUUAAAAAGAGAACAGUAACAAAAAUUAAGUCAAUUGAGUUAGGUUAAUCUAUAACUCUAAAUUAAGAAAUUAUUGCUCGAAAGAAAAUUCACCACUGCAUCAGAGACCAACACUUUUGUAAACUAGACGACAUAGGCGCAAGAGCUAGGAUUGGUCCCACUAUUUUAGAAAUACAAAGCCAGCUUUUGCUGACACAAAUAAUUCUGUCAAUAAUUUGUCAGUGCCAGAAGGGUUUGUGUAACCUUAAAAAUUAAAACUUAGCAUUUUUCAAAGAGGUUCGUUGCCGCCAGGAUGGCAUGCUGUUGAACUGCCGAGAAAAAAAAACAAAAAAGAGCUUCAUUCUGUGGUGUAUUCGAUGUUGACAACCAGUGGAGUGACUGAUAAUGUGUGCGCAAUGUAUUCUCCUCUGCCGAAAUUUUAUUACUGAACAGAAUGUGUGCACAAUGUAUUCUUCUUUGCCGAAAUUUUAUUACUGAACAGAAUUGUCUCCAGAACAUGUACAUACACAUGCAAGCAAGUAGUAUUCCUAUAUAUUUCUCUUUUCAUAUACAUACAUACAACAAACAAUCACACAUGUGCCACAUAUAAAGAGACCUUUUGUGCCUUACAACAGAUGAGCGUGUAUUUUUGUUGCGUGUUACAGUAGUGCCACAGAGUUUAAAAGGUUGUUCCUGUGUUCUCUUUUUUUUUUAUCAUUUCGAGAUAGAUAAUAUACUUAAGAACGGCAUCACGAAGACAUGUACAAACAGUUGUAUACGUAACGAGGACAGUGCCUCAUGUGGUAAGCUGCAGAUUAAUGUUUUUUUUUUUCCAGAAAGCUAUUUGAAAUGCACAACCUGUGCUAUUUGCGAAAUUUCGAAUUUCUCUUGCAAGAGAAUUAGCAUCCAAGUGACAGCCACUGAUGAUAGCAAUCGGAACUGCAACAAGGCGAUCAGCACUGCAGUGGCCAAUGAAAUGAAAAAAAAAAAAGCUUUUUCAAAUUUGUUUUGAGCCUCUGUGUAUCAGUGACAAAUUACAGCCUUGCAGUUUUUUUUUUUUUUUUGUAGCUUCUCUUUUCAUUGCUGUCUGAAUGUCGUGGAAGAACAGCUUAGCAAAGUAUUUUUUUCUUUUACGAUUAAUGACUAGUAAAGUGGAAUGGCAAGAAACUCCUCCACUUGACAAAUCUGCAGCUAACUUUUGAAAAGAGUUUGGGAUCUUACGCUGAAUCAAAUCACGUAUGCAAAGGUCUGUGUGUCGUGAUGGUUUUGGAACACGGAGAAUAAAAGCUAUGCAAUCAAUGCA
Messenger RNA from Dermacentor albipictus, 9353 nucleotides. RefSeq names its product coiled-coil domain-containing protein 85 (gene Ccdc85). NCBI's taxonomy places the organism in Eukaryota, Metazoa, Arthropoda, Arachnida, Ixodida, Ixodidae. The record is from RefSeq and is a predicted model, not a curated record.